Molecule: messenger RNA, 1636 nt
Organism: Exaiptasia diaphana
Lineage: Eukaryota; Metazoa; Cnidaria; Anthozoa; Actiniaria; Aiptasiidae
Product: exosome complex component RRP41
Exons: 2
Coding region: 101-841 (246 amino acids)
Biological process (GO): poly(A)-dependent snoRNA 3'-end processing; nuclear mRNA surveillance; rRNA catabolic process
Cellular component (GO): cytoplasmic exosome (RNase complex); nucleolus; nuclear exosome (RNase complex)
Source: RefSeq, a predicted model, not a curated record
AUUCCCGAAGGAGGGAGAGGUAAAUAUGGUAAACUCGGAACCAGGGAGACCAAUGGAACGAAUGUAACGCCUGGCGUUUUUAUUGCUUUCCUCGUGCAAAAUGGCGGGUUUAGAAAUUCUCUCGCCCGAAGGACUGCGAUUAGAUGGACGAAGAUCACACGAACUACGUAAAAUAGUGUGUAAAGCUGGUGUAUUUUCUAAGGCCGAUGGGUCAGCCUACAUAGAAAUGGGAAAUACUAAAGCACUAGCCACCGUGUACGGUCCCCAUGAGCCAACCAAUAAGUCCAAAGCAUUGCAUGACAAAGUGCUAUUGAACUGCCAGUUUGGUAUGGCAACUUUUAGUACUGGAGAAAGGAAAAGAAAACCAAGGGGAGAUAGGAAAUCGACUGAGCUUUCAAUGAUCAUUAGAAGGACGUUUGAAGCAGCAAUUUUGACUGAACUGUAUCCACGUUCGCAGAUAGAUAUUUUUGUUCAAGUACUCCAAGCUGAUGGAAGCAACCAGUCUGCAUGUAUCAAUGCUGUUACAUUAGCCUUAAUUGAUGCUGGUAUCCCAAUGAAGGAUUAUGUUAGUGCCUCAACUGUCAGCUUUGUUAACGACACCCCACUUAUGGACAUCAAUUAUCUGGAAGAAAGCUCUGGAGGUCCAAAGCUUAGUCUUGCAAUCCUUCCCAAGUCAGAAAAGAUUGUACUCUUUCAAAUGGACUCAAGACUUCACAUGGAUAACAUGGAAAAGGUUUUAAAUUUAGCAGUCAAAGGCUGUAAAGACAUCUAUACUUUGUUAAGAAGAACUAUUACAGAGAAGGCAGAAGAAGCCUCACAGUUUGUCAGCCUAACUCAAUGAUUUUUGUUUUAUCUGUCGAUGUGUACAAUUUUUUGAACUGGUAAUCUCUUCCAGUGAAGAAUAAAGAACUACCCUGUUUCAUUAUGACAUCACAGUAUAUUUCCAUCAGGAAAAGAUGGUCAGAAACAGUGGAAAUUUAAACCCAUUUAUAUUCUCUCCAAAAGUAGGACUUCAAUGUAUCAUGUUUUGAUAUAUGUAAGAAUGCUCAUGUACAUUUUAUAUGAUAUGCAGUCACUCUGAUCCCAUCUUUCGACCAUAAUCCUUAGCGUCAGAACAAUAGAAUGUUUUAAAUUGUAAUGUCGUGAUAAAAUAGGGCAAAAUUCAGUGCUUACAUUGUACAGUGUAGGAAAUGCAACUAGUUGUGAAUCUAUGACAAGAUAAGAAGACUGUUAGAAAUAUCAUUUAAUAUUUUAUGCAUACUUUCAUGCCCCACCUUACAGCUUCUAAGCAUUCACAUAAAAUCAUUAUUUAGCUUUAUAGUUCAUCCAGUGUAAUUUGGUAAUAAAAUUUUAUCAAAAUGAUGAAAUUGUGUGCGUAAAAUAAUUCAUUUGAUUUAUUUUUUGUUUGUCUUUAUUUCAUAUUUGCAGAAAAACACAUUUAUGGAAGAAAUCAAUAAUUGUGAAAUAUGACUCUACUUCAUAUCUUAUCUUCUCUCUUGUAGAUAGAAUAUGGUCCAUAUAAUAUUUUUUAAUAGGUACUUGAAGUGAAAGAUGUUUUAAUCAUUUAGGACCUACAUGUAUUACACAUUUGCAAUAGUUACAUUUGUACUAAUUCAAAUAAAUGGGGAAAAAAUAA